Molecule: messenger RNA, 1215 nt
Organism: Penicilliopsis zonata CBS 506.65
Lineage: Eukaryota; Fungi; Ascomycota; Eurotiomycetes; Eurotiales; Aspergillaceae
Exons: 4
Coding region: 1-1215 (404 amino acids)
Source: RefSeq, a predicted model, not a curated record
AUGGCAUCCCCCCAGCCUGCCGCCAAUCCUCCCCGGAGGAAUCGUGGCGUCAGCUUCAAGUCCGACCAUUCGCGCAGAUCCAGUGGCUCCCACAAAGAUAAAAUCUCCCUGUCCGAGACUUCAGAGGAGAAAGCAAGGCGUAUCAUCCAUACCAAAGCCGAUCCGACCGUUGCUAUGAACGAACUGCAGCCCAUGGCUGUCGCAUUGGAAAAAUCCAAUCUCGGCUCAUUGAGAGCUCUAGAGCACAAAGAUCAAUACGGCAAUCCGAUCACUGACCCCGACUUGUCCAAUCCGACUCGUCCCCGACUCGAGCGCCCGCUGGAUACUAUUCGAUCGUUUGAGGCAGCGAUCUACGGAAGCUACUCAAGCCGGCCGCAGUCAUACAUCAGAGGUAGGGAGCAUGGGAGGGAGUUUUGCAGUAUUAUGAAGGAGAGAGAAAUGGUUCUGACGGAUAUCUUUGCAGAUGAUUCCUCUCAAGCAGGCGAUAUCAGCCGACGAGGCAGCUACUUUGGAGACCAAGGCAAUGGGCAGUCGAACCGGCGAUACCAAGAGCAGAAUGGCUAUAACGGCCGGGGUAGUCAGUCGCGCCCCGACAGCUUCGGCGACAACUACAACUACAGCAGCCCGAACAACCGGUCAACGGAGAACUUCUACCCGUACAACAAUAACAACAACCCCCGGUCGCGGCCUCGCCACAGCAGCCGCAUGAACUCGGAGCAAAACAAUAACAACAACAACAACCCCCAUCCACCGCCCAAUGUCUACUCCCAGAACGGGUACCACAAGUCGUAUGACAAUGUGACCGCUGCCUCCGGCUCAAACAGCUACAACACCAACACUGAUUCCUGGGGCAACUCGACUGACCCCAGCUCCGUGAACAGCUCGUACGACCAACUGCAGUACUACCAGCAGCAACAACAGCAACAACAACAACAACAACAACAACAACAACAAGACAGAGUUGCAGAGAGCUACGGUUUCCGCGGGUUCGGGGGUAGUCCGAAGUUGAAUGGCAAUGGGAAAUCGCCCAUGAUGGAUCCCAACGCCGGCGGGCCCGUCGGCGGUGGUGCUCCCAGCCCUGCGCCUGCAUCUGCAUCUGCGGCUGCGUCGGCGUUUGCAUCUGCCCCCCCUGCUCGGUCGAGUUAUGUUCGCAAGGAGAUGGAUUCCGGCGAUAAGCGCAAGAGCUGGUUCAAGCGGCGAUUCAGCAAGGAUUAA